GCCACAGCUAACCAGUGUCUUCUCAUUGUCCUUCAGGUCAACACCAUAAUGCAUCCUCAAGUCCUCAUUUCAGGCCUCAUACUGCUUCUCCCAGGUACUCUGGGUUCUUACAUAGUAGUGGAAGGUGUGGUGGGUCACCCUGUCACACUGCCAUGUACUUACUCAACAAAUGGGGGAGUUGCUACCACAUGCUGGGGCCUUGGCGAAUGUAAGCUGUUUUAUUGUGCUAAAACGAUUAUCUGGACCAAUGGAUACUAUGUGACCUAUCAGAGGAGCAACCAAUACCAGCUAAAGGGGCUUAUUUCAGAAGGAAUUGUGUCCUUGACAAUAGAGGAUGCUGUUCAGAGUAACAGUGGUCCAUAUUGUUGUAUAGUGGCAAUCCCUGGAUCUUUCCAUUUUGUGACCUAUUCCUUGAAAGUUAAACCAGAAAUUUCCACAAGUCCUCCAACAAGACCCACAACUACAGCAAGACCAACAACUACAGGAAGACCCACAACUACAGCAAGACCCACAACUGCAGGAAGACCCACAACUACAGCAAGACCCACAACUACAGCAAGACCCACAACUACAGGAAGACCCACAACUACAGGAAGACCUACAACUACAACAAGACCAACAACUACAGCAAGAUCCACAACUACAGCAAGACCCACAACUGCAGGAAGACCCACAACUACAGGAAGACCCACAACUACAGCAAGACCCACAACUACAGGAAGACCCACAACUACAGGAAGACCCACAACUACAGCAAGACCAACAACUACAGCAAGACCCACAACUGCAGGAAGACCCACAACUACAGGAAGACCCACAACUACAGCAAGACCCACAACUACAGGAAGACCCACAACUACAGCAAGACCCACAACUACAGGAAGAUCCACAACUGCAGGAAGACCCUUGAUGUUUUCAACAAGACCCACCCAUGUACCCACAUCACCCCGAGUCUCCACCUCUCCUCCUCCAACACCAACACACAGGCAGACUCACACAGCAGAACCCACUACAAUUUAUCCACAUCAGACAACAUCUGAGGUGACAGAAACCCCAUCCUACACUCUUGCAGCAGAUUGGAAGAGCACUUUGACAUCCUCAAAGAAUAAUUACACUGGUACAUCCUUAUGAAAAAGAAGUCAGGGUCUCCAAGUGGUAGAAUUCAGUAUCUCUAAGAAUGGAGCUUUGCAAAACAAAGCAGAUGUGCAGUCCAGAGCUGAAGACAGUGUCUACAUAAUUGAAGACAGUCCUUAACCUACUGAAUGAGUCCCCGUGGCCCUCUACAGGCCUUCUGCCUGAGACUGGAAAGACAGCAACCGGAUUGGACAGUGCAAACACCCUUUACAGCUCCAGGGCUACUUUCUGUGUCGAUUCAUCCAGCAGUGGUGGAGAGGUUCACCCUCAGCUGUUUGUACUCAAACUCACUGUUAACAUCAUCGUAAUUCUUAUAUCAAUACUGCCUCAGUUUCUCCAAUCACUGCAGUAUAUUCUAUCAUACAUGAACUUUUUAGUAUUUUGUUGUUCCUCUAGUCAACACAGCAUCUGUAAUAAAGGAAAAAGACUCCUGCCUUGAUUAUUAAAACUGUUAAGAAAGGAAUGGGAUUGAAAAGAUUUUUUUAAAAAAGUGAGCACAGGUGGGAUGGCAUCCUAAAUUUAGAAGUAUUUCACGAUCAUGUUUUAUCUAUUUUAUUGUAAUUUGAAAUGUCACUUUCCUUACCCUCCCCAAGGGGUAAAAUCAUGGGAAAGUGCAGGUUUUAAUUUCCCUAAUAGAUAAAUAGAAGGAACUCUGUCACCAUUAGAGUUGGUUAUGCUUUCUCAUAGCUCUGGAAAUAUGAUGCAUUAUUAUGUGGUUGAUCUUAGGAUAAGGAUGGGUGUUUUAUGUCAGGAGAGGUUGCCAUGGUGAGAACGGACCAGGCAGACAUCAGGGAAGAAAAUAAUGGACCAAGGACUGAGUUCAUUAGUGCUGAUUCCACUGCAGUCUGACUUGGUGCUCAGUGUCCUGUCCUCACCCACUGGACUCUGAAUUAGGUGCUGGAAGGAGACAAUGCAGAAAUGAAGGGGAAAGGGGGAACAGGACCCAGGCUCUCUGCCUGAGAGAAGUCCUGUGUCAGGAGUGAGAGUGUUUGGGACUAUCACUGGUUUCAUUCAGAGUUCUAAAUUUCUAUAAAUUUAUAGUUGUCUUCAGAUUUAAAUUUUUUUCAGAAAAACAAAGCAGUUUUCAUAGUGGAUCAGUUUGUCACAAUCAAGGAAAUAUUUGGUUUUGCUAAAGUUAACAAAGGCUGCUGUGUUGUUAUAUUGGUAUAUUUUUUACCAGUCUGUUGAGAAGAGCAGAUUUUCAAGAGGGUAUUAAUUUCUAUUUCAGUGUGAGUAAUCCCUGACUCCAGUUAGAGACACUCAGCCCAUAGGAGAGAACCCAUAUACAUGGGUUCCAGUACUAACUGUCAGUGGUAACAAUAGGGUAACCUCCAUGUCUGUUUGCUGUUAUCAUGUCCACACUUACCUUGGUGGACAGUGGUCAUUGCAAUGAGAGGGGACUGGUGAGAAGUCUUUGAGCAGUGGACAACAUUCCAGAAUGCAUAUCCCAACCCUAGCAGAUGUAGUAGUAAUAGCCAAUGUCCACUUAGAGCUGAGUCAGUGAUUUUCAUAUUGUACCCACAAACAUAUUUUGCAUGCUGUCUGAUAUGUCUUUAAAAUAACCAUGUUUCCCUUUAAUAUAGCUGGUGUUUGUAUUUUUGUUAUAUGAUAGAAAAAUAUUAUCAGUUGAGAGGACUGAUAGAAAGAUCCAACAUGAAUUUUGUUGAUAUUCCCACAGAGAAAUCAGUCUUGUUGAUUUUACUGAAUUUCCUUGUUUUGUUUUUGUUUUUGUUUUUGUUUUUCGAGAAAGUGUUUCUCUAUGCAGCUUUGGAGCCUGUCCUGGAACUUGCUCUAUAGACCAGACUUGCCUCAAACACACAGAUGUGCCUGCCUCUGCCUCCCAAGUGCUAGGAUUAAAGGCAUGUGCCACCACCACUCAGCCUUGAAUUUUCUUUUCUUUUUCUUUUUUCUUUUCUUUUUUUUUUGGGGGGGGGUUCAAGACAGGGUUUCUCUGUGUAGCUUUGUACCCUUCCUGGAACUCACUCUGUAGCCCAGGCUGGCCUCGAACUCACAGAGAUCCACCUGCCUCUGCUUCUCAAAUGUUGGGAUUAAAGGCAUGCAACACCACCGCCCGGCUUGAAUUUUCUUUUAAUCUUGAACUUUGAAGGUAAUAUUGAUUCUGUUACCCAUAAUCUUCUGUAAAACAACUCAUUACAAUACUUAACAAUUAUACUAUUUUUUAUUUUUUAAUUUUUAGAAUAGGGUCUCACUGUGUAGCCCCCACUUGGCUGGAAUCCCUAUCUAUAUAGACCAGGCUGGCCUUGAUCUCACAGAGAUCCUUUUGCCUCUGCAUCGCAAGAGCUGGGACUAAAAGUGUGUGACACCUUCGUGCAAAUCUUGACUACACAUUUAAACUUUGUGAAACUUCACACAUCUUAUGAAGCAACAGAACCAGUCCUUCUCUGAGAGCUGUGUAAUAAAUUGGACAGUAAUAAAAAUGGGAUAUUGAGUAGUUGUCUGACUUCAGCUGUGUGCACUUUCACUAAUAAAA
Peromyscus californicus insignis is the source of this 3625-nucleotide messenger RNA. RefSeq names its product T-cell immunoglobulin and mucin domain-containing protein 2-like. Gene Ontology annotation, molecular function: phosphatidylserine binding; virus receptor activity. Gene Ontology annotation, biological process: phagocytosis, engulfment; positive regulation of mast cell activation. The transcript has 7 exons. Gene Ontology annotation, cellular component: cell surface. NCBI's taxonomy places the organism in Eukaryota, Metazoa, Chordata, Mammalia, Rodentia, Cricetidae. The record is from RefSeq and is a predicted model, not a curated record. The coding region runs from base 49 to 1131 and encodes 360 amino acids.